CUGUUGCUGUCUCCUCUUUCUUUAUCUCGCAUCCCUGUCACGCACCAUUCGGAUCGUGACAAAGGCAGUGCAGAGCAAGCAUCGCCAUCCCCUGUCUCCCUCUACCCGUCGAUCCAAACUUCGGCGAGAUCUAAAAACUGCCGAGAUUUCCCAUCUCACACCACCUACUUUCCCGAACCCUCGACGUCUUCUUCUCACACACAUCCCGCAAGAUGGCGGUCCACGAGGAUGCCGAGAAGGGCGCCGCCGGCUACAAUUCCAACAGCAGCGGCGAGCACAUUGACGACAACCGCCUCAAGCCGGAGCUCACUCAUGAUUCCGUCUUGGGCAUGCAGUCGCAUGGACAUCCCGGAGAUGGCGUGGACAACCCUUAUGUCCACCAACAUAUGGAUAUGCAACUCUUCACCUCGCUAACCGCCAUGUCCUUCCUCUGGAUUGGCUCGCAAAUCCCUCUAUUCCUCUUCGGCUCCGUCCUCGUCGACAUCUACGGCGAGAUUGGUGGUGCCGGUGGACGCUGGCUGUGGAUGGUUAUUGGAUACCUCAUUCCCAAUGCCGCUCUGUGCCCCUUCGUCGGUGCUCUCUCCGAUCUAUUCGGUCGUCGCUGGGUUGCUGCGGUCGGUCAAAUCGCUCUCAUUGUGGGCCCAAUCGUUGUCGCCACCUCCCACGACAUCAACACCGCUAUCGGUGGCCAGGUCAUCUCCGGAUUCGGCGCUGGAUUGAACGAACUCAUCGCUCUCGCCGGAACCUCCGAGCUCGUGCCCGUCCGCAAGCGUUCUGCCUAUGUCGGAGCCGUGGUCUUCACCAUCCUCCCAUUCUGCCCGUCUCCCAUGUGGGCGCAGCUCAUCGCAAAGGCCUCCAACUGGCGCUACGUCGGAAUCCUCGUCGGUGUCUGGAAUUUCAUCGGUCUCAUUCUGGUUGCUUUCCUCUACAAGGACCCAGCCGCCAUGUACAAGUCCAAGCGCCCGGCAAAGGACGUCCUCCGCGAGAUUGAUUACAUCGGUGGUCUCCUCUCCAUUUUCGGCAUCACCUGCUUCAUGAUGGGUAUUCAGUGGGGUGCUUCCCAGUACUCCUGGGGCUCUGCCCACGUCCUCGUACCCUUCAUCCUCGGAGUGAUCCUCAUCAUCUCCUUCUUCGUGUGGGAGCUCAAGUUUGCACGCUUCCCCAUGUGUCCCAAGGGUCUCUUCCGCAAGGAUAAGCAGUCCAUGAUUGUCAUCUUCCUGAUUACCUUCCUCUCCGGCGCCAACUUCUUCGUGCUCCUCCUCUUCUGGCCAACUCAGGUGUAUAACAUGUACGGCAACGACCCCAUCGGCAUUGGCAUUCGCACACUCCCCAUUGGCUUUGGCAUUAUUGGCGGUGCCGUCAUCGGUCUGGUCAUGAUUGGUGUCACCAAGGGCCGCACCAAGGCUCUCCUCAUCUUCUGGACCGUCUGCAUGACUGCCUUCACCGGUGCCAUCUCCGUCGCCACCACCAAGAACCUGACACCCACGGUUUACCCGCUUGUGACCCUUGCUUCCAUCGCCGUCGGAGCUGUCAUCAUUCCCUGCUCCAUCAUCGCGCAGGUCAUCUGCCCGACCGAGUUCAUCGGAACUGUUACCGCCAUCACUCUCGCUAUUCGCUACGUGGGUGGUGCCAUCGGCUUCACGGUCUACUACAACGUCUUCUUCUCCAAGCUGAAGCACAACUACCUGCCAAAGCUUGCUCCAAGCGUCCUGACCAUGGGCCUGUCUGUCAAGAUUGUCAGCAUCGACCAGGUCACUGCAGAGCUCACUCGCUAUUUCACCAUGGCGGCGCAGGGUCAAUUCAAGGCCUUGGAGACUGCUAUUCGCACAGAGGACUUUAUCAACCCCUCCAGCAAGGACACUGCAUACGACAUCAUCAUCGGCGUCACGCAAGAGGCCUUCGCAAAGGCUUACCGCUGGCCAUACUGGAUCUCCAUCGCUUUCGGUGGUGCUUGCAUCAUUUUGGCGCUCUUCAUGAGAGAUAUCCGCCAGCACUUGUAGAGAAGUGAGGAUGCUUCUCUUUUUCGUAUCGUUGUUGGGAGUGCUGAAAUAUGUGAGGACUAGAAAAGGCUCCGCUCUGUGACGAAAUGCAGGCGGGCCGCGAAUUGUACAGCUUUCCGCUCGCAAGGUGCUUGCUCUGGAAUCAGUAAGGAGCAGAGAAGAGUGCCGCAUCCUCCCGCGGGAAGAUGCAGGUGGAUGUCGGGGGAAAGAGAUCGAGACAACUGCUGCUAUAUACGCCAGAAAUGAUUUUACAAAUUG
Messenger RNA from Zymoseptoria tritici IPO323, 2258 nucleotides. RefSeq names its product putative major facilitator superfamily transporter. The transcript has 2 exons. The record is from RefSeq and is a predicted model, not a curated record. The coding region runs from base 213 to 2000 and encodes 595 amino acids. Gene Ontology annotation, biological process: transmembrane transport. Gene Ontology annotation, cellular component: membrane. Gene Ontology annotation, molecular function: transmembrane transporter activity. NCBI's taxonomy places the organism in Eukaryota, Fungi, Ascomycota, Dothideomycetes, Mycosphaerellales, Mycosphaerellaceae.